AACCAUUCAUUUCUGAGGCUGGAGCCCAGGCCCUCCCUCUCCCUCCCCUCUCUUUCCAGUGCAGCUGCGCUCGCGAUCGAGCAAGAAGCGCCACCGCCACCGCCACCGCCACCGCCACUCCACUCCUCUCCCGCUGCUCUAUCUAUUUAUACCCCCUACGUCUCCUACCUCCAGCGUCCACCUUCUCUAGCAUAUAUAGGCGGCAUAGCUAUCUAUAUCCUACAGCGGCUGCCUGCUACAGUACCGAUCGAUCAUGCUCACCUCGCUGCGGUACCUGGCCGGCACGGCGGGGCCGAGCGGCUUCGGCUCGCGGACGACGGCCGAGGAGGCCACGGCGGCCGGCCGUGACCUGGCCCACAUCACCGCCAUCAUCACGGGCGCCACGUCGGGGAUCGGCGCGGAGACGGCGCGCGUGCUCGCGAGCCGCGGCGCGCGCCUCGUGCUGCCGGCGCGGAGCCUCAAGGCCGCCGAGGAGGCCCGCGCGCGGGUCCGCGCCGACUGCCCGGGCGCCGACGUCACCGUGCUGCCGCUCGACCUCAGCUCGCUCGCCUCCGUGCGCCGCUUCGUCAAGCGGUUCCUCCACCUCGGCCUCCCCCUCAACCUCCUCGUCAACAACGCCGGCAAGUACGCCGACCGCUUCGCCGUGUCGGAGGACGGCGUGGAGAUGACCUUCGCCACCAACUACCUAGGCCACUUCCUGCUCACUCGCCUGCUGCUGGACAAGAUGGCGGAGACGGCAAGGGACACCGGCGUCGAGGGCCGCAUCGUCAACGUCUCCUCCACCAUCCACAGCUGGUUCCCCGCCGACGACGACGCGCUCGCCUACCUCGACCGCGUCACCCGCAGGAAGAUACAGUAUGAUCCGACGAAGGCGUACGCGCUGUCCAAGCUCGCCAACGUCCUGCACACCAGAGCGCUCGCCGACCGGCUCAAGGAGAUGGGCGCCAACGUCACGGCCAACUGCGUCCACCCCGGCAUCGUCAGGACCCGUCUCAUCCGCGACCGCGACGGACUCAUCACCAACACAGUCUUCUUCUUGGCGUCCAAGCUCCUCAAGACGAUUCCACAGGCGGCCGCGACGACGUGCUACGUGGCGGUGCACCCGGCGGUGGCCGGAGUGUCAGGGAAGUACUUCGCCGACUGCAACGAGGCCUCGCCGUCCAGGCUGGGCGCCAGCAGCGAGGAGGCCUCCAGGCUGUGGACCUUCUCUGAGAACAUAACGGCAGAGAAGGUUCAGAAGACGACGAGUAGUGUCCAUGUUGUCAGCACUGGAUUAUUCGGGCUCCAAGCACAGAGCUCGAUCGUCCCAAACCGCGCCAUGGCCCUUGCAGCGUAGGAGCCUCGAGAUCUGCAAGUUUUGAUCGCCUCCAGACCACCGAUGUGCCCCUGAUGAGAUCACACAUCCUGAAACAUGUAUGGAGAAAGUAGUAUAUCAGUCAGUCUCGGAAACCAGAGGAGAUAGCAGUAAGCUAGCAAUAUAUAAACAUACAGAACAAAAUCAUAGUAGUAUAUGCCUUACAUAAAUAUAUAUACUCCAGUGUAGCUUUAUGCCUGCUUGUAAAUAUAUAGCAAGUAUAUGCUAGUGUGUAAUUGGUAUUGCCGUCUGCAGCUGCAACAGUUGAAGCAUGGGUUUUUCUCCUCCA
Molecule: messenger RNA, 1643 nt
Organism: Sorghum bicolor (sorghum)
Lineage: Eukaryota; Viridiplantae; Streptophyta; Magnoliopsida; Poales; Poaceae
Product: short-chain dehydrogenase TIC 32, chloroplastic
Exons: 5
Coding region: 254-1336 (360 amino acids)
Source: RefSeq, a predicted model, not a curated record